Molecule: messenger RNA, 824 nt
Organism: Drosophila erecta
Lineage: Eukaryota; Metazoa; Arthropoda; Insecta; Diptera; Drosophilidae
Product: histidine-rich glycoprotein
Exons: 1
Coding region: 126-641 (171 amino acids)
Source: RefSeq, a predicted model, not a curated record
UCCUAUAAAACGAUAGGCUCCCAUUCGCUGAAGGCACAGUCAAUCGACAACAGUUCAGCAGUUCAGCAGAAAAGCGUAAGCUUCGCAAUUGGAUAACCCUCAACUUAAGCAAGGAAUCUCUCAGAAUGAAGGUGAGGGCGUCUAAAUCGAAAGAGGGAUUUUUGAAAUUAUUAGAAAUUUUUAAUCUGCAGUACUUCGUGUGCAUCUUGGCCGUGGUGGCUGUGGCGCAGGCCGGUCUGCUGCCCCAUGUGGAUAGCCAUCAUGGCUACCACCAUGAGGAACUGCCGCAUCUGCUGGACGCUGAGAUCCAUCAUUCGGACGGCAUCCACCUGGGACACAGUGCCGCCUUGGUGCACGACGACCACCACUUCAACCACCACCUGGAUCACCACUUGGACCACCACCUGGUGGAGUCGCUGCCAACCACUGUGUACCACCAUGAGCCGCUGCACUACCACUACGCUCGUCUGCAAGCCGCUCCGGUGGUGCACCACCACCACCAUGACACCCACGCCGCCGUGGUGCAUCACAGUAUCCCAGCCCACUUCGAUGUCCACAGCCACUCGAACCUCCUAUCCUUCGCCAAGCACGCCCUGCACGGAAAGUACGGAAAGGUCAGGAUCACCGAGACCCACUACUGAGAGAUGCCACAAAGAUCCAUUGUCCAUAAAACCUCUGACUAGCCAAAUGCUCCCUACGACUCUUAAUUUAUUAAGUCAAUAGUUAAGCUUGCGAAAAAUAACUCGAUUGAACGGGUGACAAGUUGAAAAGAUAAGCUCAGGAUUUUUGUAAAAAUAAAUACCUAAGUCAAUUGUUAAUACAGA